UCCGCCCCUAGCGGUGAUAGUCUCCGCCCACUUCCGGAAAACUUGCAGACCGCUAUCGAAAGUUGAUGCGCCUUCCACAAAACUGCACCUACAAGAUUAAAGGGAAAAAACAAACAAAUAAACUAGGAGUAAGCCAUCGGAUUGCAUCUGAUUUAUAAGGGAAAUGGCAUAUUACUACCAGCAACAGCCAUUUUACAACCCACAAAUCCCGUUUACUGGCUCAAUCCAAGGAGGCUUGAGGGAUGGCAAGAGCAUCACUAUAAGUGGACGAGUUUUACCAGGAGCCAACAGGUUCCAUGUGAAUCUCCAGUGUGGUUCCAGUCCAGAUGCUAAUAUUGCCCUGCACAUUAACCCACGUUAUGACUCCAGUUCAGGAUACAUAGUAACCAACACCAAGCAGAAUAACUACUGGGGUACAGAGGAGCGCAUAUACCAGGCCCUCUUCCCCACAGGAACCCCUUUCAACCUGCAGAUCCUGGUUACAAGCCACUCAUACAAGCUCAGUGUCAAUGGCAUCCAUAUUAUGGACUACAAGCACCGUAUCCCAUUCAACAUGGUGGACACUAUCGUAGUGGAUGGGAUGGUGGAGGUUAAUAUCAUCGGUUUCCAGGAUGCUGUGGGUAUUGUACCUGCUCAAGCUGGAUUCCAGCCACAGUUUGCUUAUCCUCCUGGAUAUGGUGUGCCUGCAUUUCCUGCUCCAGCAAGCUAUAGUGUGCCAUACAAAACCAUCAUCAUCGGUGGAUUGCAGCCUGGCAAAAACAUUUCCAUCCAAGGUGUAGUUAAUCCUCAGGCUUCCAGAUUUGCCAUUAACCUGCGUCACAGAAGUGGGAUUGCAUUUCAUUACAAUCCUCGCUUUGAUGAGAACUUGGUUGUACGCAAUACCCAAACAAUAGAGCAGUGGGGCACAGAGGAGCGCUCUGGAGGCAUGCCAUUUCACAGGGGACAAAACUUCCAGAUCAUCAUUUCCUGCAAUCCCUAUCAUUACAACGUGUUUGUCAAUGGGAAACAAGUGCAUACCUAUAACCACCGCUUCACCAGGCUGAAUGAGAUUGAUGUUCUGGAGGUGUCUGGUGACAUGAGCUUGAUUGCUGUAAAUGUUUAGCCAAAUCACAGUUUAUAGUUAAAUUUUUUUAAUAAGCCAGUCAGUAAAGCCUGUGAAUUGCUAUGGAAAAAGCAAAUAAAUCUGACAAUGGUAAAAUAUAAUCUUUAUAUUAUAAUUAUAUGAACAUUAUUAAUGAAAUGUAAUAAUCUAAAUAUUACUAUGCUUUUUUUUAUUACACCUUUUGUACCUGAAUGAUGAACUGUUAAUUGUAUUUACCUUUAACCUAAGCAAUAAAACAGUGCCAUCUGGUGCCAUGUAUCUGUAGUGAU
Messenger RNA from Pangasianodon hypophthalmus (striped catfish), 1371 nucleotides. Its product is annotated as galectin-9. Gene Ontology annotation, molecular function: carbohydrate binding; galactoside binding. The coding region runs from base 164 to 1102 and encodes 312 amino acids. Lineage: Eukaryota; Metazoa; Chordata; Actinopteri; Siluriformes; Pangasiidae. Gene Ontology annotation, biological process: positive regulation of gene expression; negative regulation of type II interferon production; negative regulation of CD4-positive, alpha-beta T cell proliferation. The record is from RefSeq and is a predicted model, not a curated record. Gene Ontology annotation, cellular component: nucleus; cytosol. The transcript has 10 exons.